AUGUACAUUGGUUGCGGGCACAUCCCCAGUGAGGGGUGUGCAAGAGGCAGCUGGUCCAAUGCCAUCAAGGCAGAGUGCUCCAUCCGACUGCCUAAGGCCGCCAAGACUCCACUGAAGAUUCACCCUCUGGUGCGGCUGCCCCUAGCAACUAUCGUCAAGGAUCUGGUGGCCCAGGCACCUCUGAAACCAAAAACACCUCGGGGUACCAAGACACCGAUCAACAGAAACCAGCUGACCCAGAGCCGGGCCCUGGGGGACAUCAUGGUGAAACGGGCCUAUGAGACGAUGGCAGGGGCAGGGGUUCCCUUCUCUGCCAAUGGACGGCCUCUGGCUUCAGGGAUUCACUCGAGCUCCCAGCCAGCAGCCAAGCGUCAGAAACUAAACCCCGCUGAUGCCCCCAAUCCUAUGAUGUUUGUGGCCACAAAAGACACCAGGGCCCUUUGGAAAGCUCUGACUCACCUGGAGAUGCGGCGAGCUGCCUGCAGGCCCAACUUGCCCCUGAAGGUGAAGCCACCGCUGAUAGCAGUGAGGCCCCCAGUUUCUCUGCCUGCACCCUCACAUCCUGCCAGCACCAAUGAGCCCAUUGUCCUGGAGGACUGA
This is a messenger RNA of Pipistrellus nathusii (Nathusius's pipistrelle), 600 nucleotides long. The record is from the annotation of a GenBank genome assembly. Lineage: Eukaryota; Metazoa; Chordata; Mammalia; Chiroptera; Vespertilionidae.